AAGAAGCUCCAGGUGGUUUCGAACAGUGAGCAGAGCUCAGUCGGCAGCGCCGAGCAGAGACCCAAUCGACUCCGCGAUUUUGCUAAAACGGCGUCGUCUUCUUCGUUCUACGGUGCUGUGAAUUGAGUUUUGGAGCUGGAUUUGACUUGUUGAGAUGGGGAAAACGCCGGGGAAAUGGAUCAAGAAUUUGCUUCUUGGGAAGAAAUCGUCCAAAGGAAGAGAGAAAUCUGCAAGUAAAGGGGAGUCGGUGUUCUCUUCAAAGCUGUCUGUGCCGGAGUUCACUGUCAGUGCACCUGUGAUAUCACUACCAUUGGUUGCGACGGUUGUUAGUAACGGAGUGGACUCAGAAAUCAGAGCAGCUGCAGAAGUACCGAAUGAUAACAUUACACUUUCGUCGGGAAAGGAUGAUGGACAGACACAGGCUAUCUCUAGUUCGGGGUCUCAGGAUCUUCGGAAGCGAGAGGAAGCGGCCACAAAGGCGCAGAGUGCUUAUAGAGGAUAUGUGGCUCGCCGUGCAUAUCGAACCCUGAAGGGCAUCAUAAGGCUGCAAGCACUUAUUCGUGGUCAUUUGGUCAGAAGACAAGCUGUAUCCACAUUGUUAUGUGUCCAGGGGAUUGUGAAGUUUCAAGCACUGAUUCGUGGUCAGCAUGUUAGACAUUCGGAUAUUGGAGUUGAAGUGCAUAAAAUACAUCAGGGUGAUACAUGUUUCGGUUACUCUGGUGAAACUGCAUCGUCCCAAGUGGAGAGGCUUCCAAAAAAUGCUUUUGCUCAGAAGCUUCUGGCAUCAUUGCCUACUGCUAGUCCUCUACGUCUCCAGUAUGGUCCAGAGGAUCCGAACUCGUCCGGGGUGUGGCUUGACCGGUGGACCAGAUCAUGCUUUUGGGAACCUGUUUUACAACUAAAGAAAAAACCUGAUCCGAAAUCUCGUGGCAAAUACAAGAAGAUUCAAACAGUAGAAACUGAACCAGCUAAGCCAAAAAGAACUGUCCGCAGACUAUCCAAUGAAAAUGGGCCAAAUCGUGUCACUUCAGAUUCUGAAAAGCCUAAACGAAUUAUGAGGAAAGUUUCAAGUCAUCCAGUGAACUCAGUUCAGGAACAUCAACAGAAUGGAGUUGAGAAGCACAAAAGUAAUGUUAGAAAAGUAUCUGAUCCCAAGGAGGUUUCUAAUUCCAAGAAGGUUUCUGAUCCCAAGAAGAAGGUUUCUGAUCCCAAGGAGGAGGUUUCUGGUUCCAAGAAGAAGGUUUCUGAUUCCAAGGAGGAGGUUUCUGAUCGGUCAGAGGUUGAUAAGGAGAUACCGAAGCACAGUACAGAGAUAGUUAUAGCCCCUGCUCUUGAUGAUGCAGAGCAGCGCACUAGCGAGAGUUCUCCAAAGAUGCAACAUGUGGAAGUUUCUGUCUCCAAACACUCUGAUCCAGAAUGUAUGGAGUUGACACCAACAAAUGAGACAUUGCAAAAGUUAGAUGACCAUUCUUCUGGUGACAUGCAAUCCAUGGAGAACAAUGGCAAAAAUGAAGAAAUUCAACCACUAAAUGAGGUUCUAACCUCUGCAGACAACUUUAUUAGCAAUGAGGAACAAAAACACAGCCAGAGAAGGGCUUCCUUACCUGUGAAGUUUGAUCAUCGGGAGAAUGGGCUUCAGACCACACCAAGAGUUCCAAGUUACAUGGCACCAACUGAAUCUGCCAGAGUUCCAAGUUACAUGGCACCAACUGAAUCUGCCAGAGCUAGGCUGAAAGGACAGGGCUCCCCCAGGUUUGCACGAGACGUGGUUGAGAAGAAUCUUUUAACCAGACGGCAUUCUCUGUCUUCUUCCACCAACACCAAGUUAAGUUUACUUUCUCCUCGAGCACAAAAAUUGGUUCAAGGCAAAGGAGUGAUCAGGACCGACAGAUCUUUAUCAUCUUCAAGGGAUGGUUUUGAUAAGGGGAUCCAACCUGAGUGGAGGAGGUGAAUUUAGAUGAGGCAGCAGUACUCCAUGGAAAUAUAUCAAAGGCAGGCAAAAAA
Molecule: messenger RNA, 2004 nt
Organism: Fragaria vesca subsp. vesca
Lineage: Eukaryota; Viridiplantae; Streptophyta; Magnoliopsida; Rosales; Rosaceae
Product: protein IQ-DOMAIN 31-like
Exons: 7
Coding region: 155-1951 (598 amino acids)
Molecular function (GO): protein binding
Source: RefSeq, a predicted model, not a curated record